This is a messenger RNA of Dentiscutata erythropus, 144 nucleotides long. Lineage: Eukaryota; Fungi; Glomeromycota; Glomeromycetes; Diversisporales; Gigasporaceae. The record is from the annotation of a GenBank genome assembly.
AUGGCAAGAAAUUUUUUAGCAAUUCAAGCUACAAGUACUCCAGUUGAAAGAGUAUUUUCUAGUAGUAAAAAUCUUAUAACUGAUAAACAAAAUAAUUUAAGUUCAGAAACUAUUAGAGCUUGUAUGUGUUUAAAAGGAUGGUAG